AUGGAUAGCAGCUGCAGCAGCUGGCUCCAUGGCUACAUCAACAACGCCGGCAACAACGGCUUCAUGUGCGGAUACGCUGCCGGCAGCUGCACCCAUGCCGAGCUGCAGUACAGGGAGGAGGAGGAAGAGGAGCAGUUCCUCAGCAGCUCGCAGCAGAUUCAGCACCACCUGAACCAGAUCAGCAUGCGCAUGAACAUGGACGACGACGAGGCGUCGGUCUACGACGUGCCUUCCAGCGAUGGCGGCGGAGUUUUCCCGCCCAUGGGCGUGCACAACCACCCGAUCGGCGUCGAUGGCGGCCAUGGCCUCCUGAUCGACCCGCGCCACGCCGGCAGCUUCCCGUCCUCGUCCUCGUCCUCCUCGCUCUCGCUGCCCUCCGCGUCGCUCUCCUGCAGCCCCGAGAGCUCGGCGCACGUCCUCGGCACGCCGGCAGCGGCGGCGACUACCGCCUGCAGCCAGUACCUGGAGGUGUCCUCUCAGGUGCCGUUGCCACCCGCGGUGUCCUACGACCGCCACCAGUACGCUACCAACCUCCACGUCCCGGCGGCGGCAAUGGCGUUCAAGCGCUACGCGCGGCACCUCAGCCCCAAGAGGCCGCCCAAGCCGGGCGAGUGUGGCCAGAGGAUGUUCAAGACGGCCAUGUCGGUGCUGUCCAAGAUGCACGCGGCGGCGAGGUACAGCGCCCAGCAGCAGUACUACUACCAGCAGGCGGCGGCCGCCGAGGCGGCGGCGCCGCCGCCGUCGGUGAACCAGCUGCAGCACAUGUUCUCCGAGCGCAAGCGGCGGGAGAAGCUGAACGACAGCUUCCACGCCCUAAAGGCCGUCCUUCCCCCCGGCGCCAAGAAGGACAAGACUUCGAUACUGAUCAGGGCAAGGGAGUACUUGCGAUCUCUCCAGUCCAAGGUGGCCGAGCUCGAGGAGAAGAACAGGUUGCUCGAGUCUCGGCUGGCCCGCGGAGACGACAGCAGCGACGACGGCUCCCGCAAAGACGCCGCCGACUCCGGCGACGAGAAGGUGCAGGUCGAGAUAACCAAGGAGGCCAAGGAUGUGCGGGCGGCGGCGGCGGCGGGUGAGCCGCGCGAUGACCUCUGCACGCUGAAGAUCGCGGUGAGCUCGCCAUGCAACAUGACGGACGUGGCGGUUCGGACGCUGCAGUGCCUGAAAGAACAGAUUGGCGAUGGCGUAAGCCUGGUGGCCAUGAGCACGAGCGGGAGCGCUGAAGCGAGCACCACGUCUGCACGAGCUGACCUGACGUUGCAGAUAAGUCACUCCACUGGAAUUGCUCUAAAGGGCCGGUGCAUAUACGGCAGGAAUUAUCCCCAUUGGAGAUCGCCGCCGGGGUGGGAGGAGCAGCCGGUCAAGGACGCCGUGGCGAAGGUCGUCGCCGCCGCCGCCGCCGUGAUGAACAGCAGCAACGAACAACGCCGCCGUACCAGCCCAUGCCGCAGCUAG
Molecule: messenger RNA, 1452 nt
Organism: Panicum virgatum (switchgrass)
Lineage: Eukaryota; Viridiplantae; Streptophyta; Magnoliopsida; Poales; Poaceae
Product: putative transcription factor bHLH041
Exons: 6
Coding region: 1-1452 (483 amino acids)
Molecular function (GO): protein dimerization activity
Source: RefSeq, a predicted model, not a curated record